Molecule: messenger RNA, 1376 nt
Organism: Fomitopsis serialis
Lineage: Eukaryota; Fungi; Basidiomycota; Agaricomycetes; Polyporales; Fomitopsidaceae
Product: Alpha/Beta hydrolase protein
Exons: 4
Coding region: 88-1152 (354 amino acids)
Source: RefSeq, a predicted model, not a curated record
CCUGAUUCUCAUCAGCGCCUUCGAGGCGAUAUCUCUAUCGAUCUGCGCGAGGUACAGUGGACCUGCAGGCGGAUUGUCGAAACAGACAUGCCACUGGCCCCAGUCAACGACGACGGAACGCAGUUGCACUACGAGGAUACGGGAGUCCCUCCCGGCUGUCCUGGAUAUAUAACGCUGGUAUUGAUACACGGUGCCAUCUUCAACGGCGCAACCUUUAAACUCAUGUUUCCACAAGCGGUCGAACAUGGCAUGCGCCUUGUCGCUGUGAACAUGCGCGAUUAUCGUGGUUCAACCCCAUACACUGACACCGACAUUGAGGCUCUUGGCAGCGAUGAUCCAGAGCGGCAACAGUCAAUGAUUCGCGCUCGUGGAUUGGAGAUCGCAUCGUUCCUAGUCUGGUUCGUUCGGAAGGAGAAUAUCCCUGCAUAUGCAGCCGAUAGUGGUACAGGAGGCCUAUCACUGCUUGGGUGGUCUUGGGGAAAUGUCGUGACUAUGGCUUUCAUGGCGCAAGCUUCCGAGCUCUCGAAGGAUACUCGAUGUCUACUAGACGUGUACAUGAGGUCUCUGAUCAUCCUCGACAGCGCUCGUCAAGGCCUCGGCGUACCAGCAGCCGUCAUGGAAGGACUCGACAGCACAGGUAGUGACACCGACAUACCACCCGAGCCUGAUGAACGCUGGCUCUCCUGGACUGUACACUACGCUCACUCAAAGCCAGUCCUUGACGCGUUCCCUUCCGUUCUCAUCGAGGACCUCCGCACGGGUGUUGCACAUUCUCCCGUUGCAGCGCCACUUCCUGAACACACGUCAUCCAAGAACCGCAUGAAACGGGACCUUGACGACAUCACUGAUCCAAGCGUGUUUGACCGCGCCCAACGACUGUACAACGAUGUGGAUGCAGUGCUUUACGGUGAUAACGUACGCCUUGCUCUGAUGAGUGCGUCGACGUGGCCACGUCUCCGAGUAAACCUCAUAUGGUGCGAUGCAUCUGUACCGGAGACGGUAUUCUCCUCCUGGUACCUGGCGAAUCGGGUAGAAAAGGACUGGCCAAAGAACGCCAGGAGCGUUAAGGUCGUGCGCUUUGAGAACGCAAACCAUUUUCCCCACUGGUACCAACCAGGGCGAACCAUGGAGCUCUUGGCGAACAUCGCUUGAGGAAAACGUCGGUCACUCACCUGUGCGAAGGAGUCGCGUAAACCCGGUCUGAGCCAUGAUUACGCAGUACCCGUGCCGAUACUAAUGGGGCUUCUUACAGGGUCCCACCGUUCACAGACGCUUUACACACGAUUGCCUCCAGGGAAGGAGGUUCGUGAGAGACACCCAGAGAGACGAGCGUGAUAACACUUCAAUCGUUGCCAAUUUCUGCCCUACUUGCUCGG